Acytostelium subglobosum LB1 is the source of this 2364-nucleotide messenger RNA. RefSeq lists its product as hypothetical. Lineage: Eukaryota; Evosea; Eumycetozoa; Acytosteliales; Acytosteliaceae. Gene Ontology annotation, biological process: signal transduction. Gene Ontology annotation, molecular function: protein binding; guanyl-nucleotide exchange factor activity. The transcript is spliced from 6 exons. The coding region runs from base 1 to 2364 and encodes 787 amino acids. The record is from RefSeq and is a predicted model, not a curated record. Gene Ontology annotation, cellular component: cytoplasm.
AUGCAACCAUCACUUGUACAGAAACACAUCAAGACAUUCUCUAGCGACGCCAAUGGAGCGGACACUGUUGCCACUCCACCCAGCGCGCCUCCUCCUUCUCAACAUGCACCAAAUGGCAAUAGCAAGGGCACGGUGACAACACCACCUCGUCGCAACGAACCAUCGUCCCCUCCAACGCCACACCACCAACCACCAGUCGCGACAACCGACCAACAACAGACACCUCAAAAGGUUGGCCUCAACCAUGAGAAGGUAUGGAUCGCUGGCAAUGGCAAACAGAGCAAGAUCAACGCGCACAUGUCUCUGGCACUGCCGUCUUCAGUGUCGCCUCGCCUGCUGCCGCUGGCCAAGGGCAUCAUGAUGAUGAAGCGAAACAAUGAGAUCAAGAACAACAAGCAGAAGCGCAGUCUGCCCAACAUCAUAGAGAGCAACAAUGAGAUGCUCAAACUAUUCAAUGCCGUCCAGUCGAUCCUCAUUGCGCUGCCUGGCAUCUCACCCACCGUGGUCAUGGGCAUCAUGGACACGCUUUACGGACAGCAUCUCAAGCUAGACUUUUCCACCUUUGUCGAUGGCCCCUACUUUGAUGGCCUGGUCAAUGCGAUCCAGACACUCGGCGCGUGGACCGAGCAGCAAGAGUACGUACGCAACGUCAUCAAGGUGCAGAGCUGCGUGCGUCGAUUCCUCGCCAAGAAGCGCUACGAGCGACUCAAGGUCUACAGCAGCUCGGUGCAGCUCAAGGAGCGCAACAUUGCCUUCCGCCAUCUCUACUUUGAGGAGCGACGCUACAUUGACAACUUGGAGAUCAUACUCAGCUGUUACUACAAGCCACUCAAGUCAUCAAGCUUGCUCAGCGACGACAACUUUAAAGACAUCUUCUCGUCGAUCGAGGAGAUUCAUGCCGUGCACAAGAAGAUGCUGGCACAGUUUGAGCAGCUGCACAACAAGUGGCCGUGCAUCGAGGGCGUGGGCGACAUCUUCCUGCGCAUGGCGCCAGAGCUGCGCGUCUAUGGCAACUAUGUCAAGAACUUUAAGAACGCCAUCGACACUUUGGAGCGCUGCAAGAACAACAAUCACAAGUUUGCAGCAUUCCUCACGGAUUGCGUAGAGUCCAAUCUCAACAAUAGUACAAACAAAGUGUUUGAUCUGAUGGCUCUGAUUGCCACGCCCCUCAAUCACCUGUCAGUGUACCAGAGACAACUGUGCGUCAUCUCUACCAACACGCCAAUCAACAGGCCAGACCUCCCCAGCAUCAACAAUGCAAUGACAAUGAUGAAAGAGAUUGAACAAUUGAUCCAGGACAACCUGGCACAGGCUCAAAACGCUGCCACCCUCAUCAACAUUUACAGGAUGAUGCAUAACAAGAAGGCCUUGGAUCCAUUUGUUAUUCCAGGUAGGACAUAUUUGCACGAAGGUAGGCUGACCAAGUUUGUGACCAAGAAGCCAGACAGAGUGUACCAUUACUAUCUGUGCAACGACAUCAUCGUCUUUUGUAAAAAGACACCAAAGGAGAAGGAGUUAAAGUUCAAGAGUCUAUUACAUCUCUCUGAAGUAACUGUAUCUGAUCAAACAGAUAACGCCAAUCAUAAGAACAUUAUAUCUAUAUUACAAAAGGGUGGAGUCACUUACUUCUUCCAGGUGGACGAUGCAGAGGAGAAGAAGAGACUACUGAAGCAGUUUGCACUACUAUGUACAACAACAGAGAGAUUAUUUGGAGUAUCACUCCAUGACUUGGUCCAAAGAGAAGGUCCCAAUGUGUUGGUACCAGCAUUCAUCAUCAAGUCCUUCAACAUAUUACUCAAUCAUACGGACGUUGAAGGACUAUUUAGGAUAUCACCAAAUCAAUAUGAGGUUGAUCACUUUAAAGAAAGCCUCAAUCAAUGUACAUUUAGUGGAUUGGAUGCAUUGUUGGCCAAACAAGGACCUCAUCAUAUUGCCGCGGUAAUCAAGAACUUCUUUAGGGAUACGACACCGCCAUUGCUCACAUAUGAACUGUUCAACAAGAUUGUGGAGCUAGCCGAUAGCGAUGACGAGUCGAGCAAGAAGGUGCAAACUCUGCGGUCUAUGCUGUCCACGAUCCCGCCCUGCCAUCAAGCCACCCUACAGAUGCUUCUGCUCUUCCUACGCUUCAUCGGUCAGAACAGCGAUGUCAACAAGAUGACCUACUCCAACUUGGCCAUCGUGUUUGGUCCAAACCUUGUCAAACCUGUACAGCAAACGAUCGAGACCUCUCUCAAGAUACCUUUGAUCAACAAUGUAAUCACCAUGAUGCUAAACAACUAUCAACUCAUAUACAAAGAACGUCUAAACUCUAUCAAGGUAGUUGACUCCAAGUUUAAGAUAGAAGGAUACAUUACCACCAAAUAA